AUGCCGAAUUCCGAUAACGAUGAGGCAGCCGACGAGCAUUUGCCGAAAAACUAUCAAGAUUUUCCGGACGGCAGCUUGUUGCGCGUGAUAUUUCAUAAUUUUUUGUAAGUUUCAAGUGUAAAACGGGCUAAAUUUGCAUUUCAGAACCUACGAGCACACUUCGUUCGUGCCGACCGCGAGUCUGAACAUGAUUCUCGGCCACAACGGCAGCGGCAAGUCGUCGAUCAUCUGCGGAAUCUGUCUGGCGUGCGGCGGAAGCCCCAAGUCGCUGGGCAGAUCGGAGAAGAUUCAGGAGUACGUGCGUCACGGAUGCCAGGAGGGAUACGUCGAGAUUGCCAUGUAAAACUGCGAAAUUCUUGAAAAAUCUGCGAUUUUUUCUGAUUUUAGUGCCGACCAGAAAGAAGGACCUCAAACUGUCCGUCUAACAAUUCGUGCGGGAAAGGCUCCGGAAUAUCGGCUCAAUAAUCAGGUUACGACCCAGGCGGAGUUGAGUAAUCUCAGAAAACACUAUAACAUUCAAGUAAGUCUAAAAAACACGGUCUCCAGAGCUGACAAUAUGGGCGUGGCCUCUGCCAAGUGGCGUUUUCCUGGCGCUGUAAGCUGUGGAGACCGUGGAAAACAGAGAAGUAUUCAAUAUCAACAAUUCAGAUCGACAAUCCAUGCGCGUUUCUGGCUCAGGAUAAAGUGAAGAGUUUCUCGGAACAAUCGGCGAUCGAAUUGCUGCGAAAUACGGAGAAGGCGGCGUCGGAGGACCUUUCCGUGGAGCACGAGGCGCUCAUGGAGCAACGGCAUGAUUCGACGACCAUCGAGGACAAGUGCGCGACUUCCGAAAAGGCGGUGAAGAAUCUGGAGAACGAGAUUCAUAAACUGGAGCCGUUUGUGGAGAACUACCGAAAAAAGUUGGCGCUGCAGACGAAAUUGCGACUUUUGGAGAAGAAAAUGAAGAUUCUGGAGUUUGAGAAAGCGGAAAAAGAGUUCGGAGUGGAGUGCGAGAACGCGAGGGCCGCCACGCAAGAAUACGAUCAGGUCAAGGCGGACAUCGACGAGUGCGCACGGAAAACCAAUGGAUUCCAGAUGCUCAUCGAGGAGAAGACGACCGUCGUUCGCACAUUGGUUAGACUACUGAAAACAUUUUAGAUUUGUCGAAAAUUCAUCGCUGCUAAAACCUCUUUUUCAGCGUCAAAGCGCCGAAGAACUGAUGAAGAGAAUGGAUGACACAGUGGACAAGAGAUCGAUGGAAAUCCGAAUGGAAAGUGCGAUUGAGAAGAUGGAAUCGAUCAAAAAAGCUUUCAAACGACACGACCGCGACAUGGCGAAGGCACAAGAGACAUUGGAGGCGACGCAGGAAAAACAUCGACAGGCACUGGAGGAUAUGGAAGGAUUCGAGGAGUGGAACGAAAAGUUUAAACUGACGGAGGCGCGUCUCAACAAUAUAGAGGCGGACUUCCGCAGGGAGCAGGACAAGAUCCGCGAAGAGUCUUAUCAGCACGAGGCCAGAGUCAGAAGUACUCGAGUUAUUGAAUAUUGAUAGUAAUAAAGUGCACUUUCAGAGGAGAGAGAAGCGAUUUCCGAUGCGAACAGCAUCCUUCGCGACCGUAUUCGCGUACUUCAGGGUCUCGACGGAAAUGCGUAUAAAGCGUAUGAGUAUUACAUGAAGAACAGGCCACAGUUCGACGCGGACAUCUAUGUUCCGAUUAUUGAUGUGAGAGAUCUUCCAAAUUUACAGUUUUCGACAGUAACCGAUAAGCUCCGCCUCUUUGAGCAGUCAUUCGAAAAAAAUGUCAAAUUUGUCCGAUUUUUCAUUCGAUUUCGAUUAGAGACAGGUUACAGUCGACAACUGGGUGGACCGCGCAAAAAUGAACUGUAUCUCCAACCUCUACCCCGUUUCAGAUCACCCUAAAGACCCCGACCGCUGCAAAAAUCCUGGAGAACAGUGUCGGAAUGCGUGAUCGGACAAUGUUCGUGUGCCAGACGAAGGCCGACGAGCAGCGAAUGCACGCGAACAACGGAAUCAACACGACGGUCUUGCCGCCCGAAAAAGUCCACCGCGAGGACAUAGAAGCCCGCUCGCCGCCCGCGAUGAAAAGGAUCGGAUUCGAGAUGCUCGCCGCCGAAUGCUUCGACGCGCCCGACCCUCUCAAGCAGUUUCUGAUCAACGUGUCCGGGCUCGGCCGCAUUCUCGUUGGAAAUCAACAAGUGGACAGGAAUAUGGAGGCCGUCUCCAGGGCCGUUGAGAACACCCCGUACGGAGUGUUUUUGACUCCCACCAUGAGGGUAACAACUUUCGACUUUUCCGGGAAACUCAAAUUUAGAUUUGUUCAUGCAAUUUCCCAGAAAAUUGGUUUUACAACAGCCAGGCCCCUUUUUUCCACUUGCCACCGUUUUUCUUUCAGUGCCAAGUGUCAAAGUCCAAGUAUUCGGGACAAUCGUCGCACAUGCAAACGCUGCUCCGCGACGCGUACACGUUCCGCGAUCCGUGCUACCGAAAAGCGCCGCAAGCGAAACGGAACGUUCAGCAACAGCAGCAGGCGAUGGAGCAAUUGCGACAGGCGGAGCAGAUGAUGCAGCAGAAACAGGCACAGCUCCGCGAGAAGAUACAGGCGGUGCAGAGGGAGAGGGACGUCGUCCGGAACGAGUGCUCCGAGUGGAGAUCUAAACGGCAUCUCGUGGGCACGUGGCAGGCGGACGUGAAGCUCGCCGAGGAAAAUUUGAAACGGCUCGAGGAGCAGAACAUCGACGUGGACGCGGCGGAGCAGGAAUUCGAGGAGACGAGGGCGAAUGCCGUUGAGCAGACGCUGGACAUGUUCCGGAAAGCUGUCAAAUGGCAGGUCAGCACAGAAAUUGGAAACAAAAACUCUGAAGGAUUGGCUUGAGGUUUUUUGGGACUAAUUUUCAGACAGAUCGGACUAUCCGUAUAUGUGGAUCAGAGGUCGAGAAUAUCGCAAUUUUAGCAAAACCCCGGCAUAUAUCUCAGCUGCCAGUAGAAAUAUCAAAAAGUAGUCUGAGCGCUAUAGGAGUGCACUUCUAUUACGGUAUUUACGGUAUACUGGUUUGGAGACGAGGAGUUUUGUAAAAAUUGCGACCUUUUCGGCCUCUGAUCCACAUAUCUCGGGACCAGAUCCCAAGACACCUCGAUCCAAGUUUAAGAAGAAGAAUAGUGUAACCUGGGCAGACCAUCAUACAAAUAAUAAAUUCAGAAAGCCUACUUGGAAAAUUACGAGGAGGUUGGACGUCACACGUUCAUCGAAAUGAUCUGCAAGAACAAGGUGAGAAUGAUGAAACUGGAGGAGGAGGACCUGCGAAAGAAGCUCAACGAACUGAGCCACACGAAGCGAGAGGCGGAGGCGAACGUGAAAAGCGCGCUGAACAGAAAGAGAGCGGCGGCGGAGGCGAUGUCGAAGACGUGCCAGCUGAAACAUCUGAAGGAGAAGGACAUGGACGCGGCGGAGAAGCGAAUCUUUGAGAAACUGAGCAAACUGUUCGAAGAGGGAGGCGUUCCUGAGAACCUGGACGCGCUGGAGCUCGAAAUCUCUUCGGAACAGGCACGUCUCCGACUGGCCGAGGAUCAGGGAGAGGACGGCGGAAUCGAGCACGAGCAUCAGAUGGAAAAGUUAAAGUUGGACUUCGUCGAGGAGCAAUCGCGCCACGAAAAACUCGUGGAGAACCGUCGAGUUCUGCAUGAGGAACUCGGAACGAACAUUGAGAAUUGGAGGGAGAAGGUGGAGGAGAUGAUCGAUCACAUCAACGAGAACUACGUCAAAUACUUUGGCGAGCUAGGAUGUCGCGGAGAAGUCGGACUGGAGACGCCCGAGAAUCCGGUGAGCAAUGGGGGCAGGGCUUGACGUAAAUUGUGUUAUUUUUAGUUGGACAUUGCCAAGUACGGCAUCAUGAUUAGCGUUUCGUUCCGAGCUGGAGAAAAAAUGAAGAGACUCGAUAAUAAGGUUAGUUUUUCUCGGUUUCUCUCUCAGUCUGAUCUCCUCACAUUUUGUGAGACGUAUAAUUUGACCCAAAACAUAAGAUCACCUACUAGAGGGACCAAUAUUCUCGAUCUCUUAUUUACAAAUUUUUCCAUUCCGACUCCUCAUAUUUCUGCCCCUCUUGGAACCAGCGAUCACUGCAAAGUUUCUUUCACAGUUGAUCUAUUAGAAAAGCCUAAACCAUCUUUCUACCUACUUCCCGACUACAAACAUAUUAACGGUCCUCUCCUCAAUGCUUAUCUGUCAGCUCCAGACUGGACAAUAAUUUUCGGCCCUGACACCAUCGAAGAGAAAUAUUUCAACUUCAUUGGUUACCUAAAGCAUGUCUUUGCUCAAGUAGUUCCGCACAAGUGGGUCGAGUCGACUCAUGGGUCACUACCUAGUUACCUGGACUCCUUCCAAACUGGUCGAGUCUCACUGGAAUAAAGCUGUUCGAACCAGGGACUGCUCGGACUACAUUGAGUAUAUUAAACUUGCGCAAAAAUUUCGGAAAAAAUUUACUAAAUACAAAAAAAAUCUAGAGCUCAAUCUUCUCAAAACCAAGGGCUGCAGCAAAUUUUCUCAACUCUCGAAAUUCAUAUUGAAAAAAGAAAAACUCUCUUAUCCUAAAUUUAUCAUGAAGUCGGGUCUUCCCACUGCAUCGGACUCUGACAAAUGUGAGGUUCUAGCCGAUAACUUCCAAGCGCAAUACCUUCAUCAUCAGAACCUCCCAGUCUCAAGUUUCCCCCCCGGAUACCAAUCAAAUCAGGGCAUUCCCUGGGUAAGUGACGAGGAAAUUUUUGAAGCAGCUCGUCAAAAAUCAAACCGAACAAUACACUAACCCCAGAUGAAAUUCCGGCCAGAUUCCUCAAAUUUGUAUCUCCCUUUAUAGCCAGUCCUGUGGCACAACUAUGUAAUCUCUCGAUGAUGUCAGGUGCCGUUCCCGCUCAGUGGACAAAAUCUAUAGUGUUUCCCCUUAAGAAAAAUUACCAAUCCGACUCUACCCGUUCAUUUUUCGCCCUAUUAGUUUUAACCUCGGUCAUCUGCCGCUCUUACGAAAGGUGUCUAUUGCGCUAUUUACUUCAGCACCUUCAAGAGAUACAAUUCUGGAGCGAUAGCCAGCACGGCUUCCGACCAGGCAGAUCCACAACUACAUGUGCUUUAGAAGCCAUGAAUGAUUGGACCACACAUUUGGAAGAGGGUCAACAGGUGGACGUGAUCUAUUUCGACUUCUGCAAGGCUUUCGAUAGAGUACCGCACUCGCUUCUAAUAGAGAAGCUAAUGAUGCUGAAUUUGAACGUGAAUCUUAUCAAUUGGAUCAAAGCUUACCUAAAUAAUCGCAGCUACCAAGUUCGAAUAAACAACGCACUCUCAUCAGUAAGGCCCGCUCCGUGUGGGGUACCACAAGGUGGGGUUCUGUCCCCAGUUCUUUUCUGUAUUUAUGUCAACGAAAUUAGCAUGAUCCUCCCUCCUCAGAUACAAUCAAAGCAAUAUGCGGACGACCUCAAGAUCUACACACACUUCCCCAAGACAUCCCCUUCCAAAGAUCUCCAGAUCGCAAUUGACCGUAUUUCUGAAUGGUCCAAGAAACACAAGCUGUCUCUUAAUCUCUCUAAAUCAGUUUGUAUAUCACUAGGUCGAAAUCCCACAAUAACCAAAUAUUAUAUCGACACAGCCACGGUCUCCAGAACUGACAAUGGGCGCAAGUGCGCUCCGCCGCACACGGCAGCAUUUUGGAGGGAAAUUCAAAUUUUAAUUGCAAAAUGUGGCUUUUGUGCGAAAUAAACCGUGAAAAUGUGUUUUUUUUUCAGUUGUGUCUCGAUAGCGCGAUUGUGCGCGUCAAUAAUAAUUUUUUAAGCGCAAGAGAGUGAAAUUUGGUUAAGUCGCAAAUCACAUUUAUCCAUUUUUGUUCAGCAGCGCUUCGAAAACUGCGGUUUUGGAACUUCCCAAGCUAUGAAUCUCAAAGAAAUUGCGAUUGCAGCGGCUUUCAGUGUCAGAACAAGCAUUGCGAAGAAUAAGAAGAACCGGAAAGUGAAAAAAGUGCAAUUUUGGACGGGUAUUCCGAUGUGUCGUGUUUUUCUUCUAAUUUUUUUGGAAAUCACGUUUCUCGUCUAUUUUUACCGGUUAUUGUCGUAUUACAGAAGAAAACGGGUAUCCCUUGUUCAACGGGUUCAGCCGAGAAAACGGAUUUUAUUAAUUAAGGUUGGUUUAAAUCGGAAAUUAAGGAAAAAAUGACAGGAAAGGGCUUUAGAGGAGAAAUAAAUAAAGCAGAAGUAUUGAAGGAAUUUGGAAUAUUACAGAAUGGGAAAACCAAGAAAGGUGACAGCCGCUCACAGGAAAUCUCAACGGUUGCUGACUGAAAAAAAUCGGGAACAACGGAAAGAAAGAUGUGCAGUUGGAGCAGUUGAAAAUUCAACAGGCAGAGUGGUCCGAGAAAGAGAGAACUCUGCUUCGGAAGUUGGAACAUCUGAAGAACGAGGUCGAAGAAGGCGAAAAACUUUCCAACUUUCUGAGGCAGCAGAAUGUUAUUCUCCGCGAAGAAGAGAAAGAAAUAGAGGAAAUAUAUCGUCAGGCUCGGGCAGAUGCUCAGCGUUAUCAGAGGGAAAUGGAAAAUCUUCGAAGCUCAUAUAGCGAACACUUCUCGACCGCCGUCUUACUUGUAUCACAGAACCAGGCAAAGCAGCACGAAGAAACAAUCUCUCCGCUCAUAAAGCAACUGCCGAAGCUGACAGCUUCGAAAUUCCGGAAGUCAUAUGGUGAUCUUCAGAAACAGCAUACGAAAGACGAGCGAUUCAAAGCACUUCUGGAGGAUAUCGAGACGUUUACCGGCACAGCUCACCUUGAUGCAUUUGUCACCGAUUUCAUCCACUAUGUAUCAGCCAACAAAAAAACCUGUCCUUCCGACUGACUUUGACCGACUGGGACUCAUUCGUGCUGGCUGUUCAUCUGAGGAUGUCUGAUGGUUUUAUGAAGUCGUUAAAGUCGUUUCUUGAGAGCCGACUUUCCUUCGACGUAAUCGGCUCACGGUACGCUAUUCAAGAGACCAGAAAAAAAGUUUGCACCAGGAGCCAACUACAAAAAUUGAAAUCGAAACUUGUGAGAAACUGACGAAAACCGGCACUCGUAUCGUUGUUCACUCGGCGGUGGUCGGAAUCACUCGAUUGGAGGAAGUGCUCAGUCAUCGGAUUCAGCAACUGCACAAAUCAGGACUUCUCCGCUUCGACGCUGUCACGAAGGACGACAUCCUAGUUGGAGUUGCCGGCGACAAAGGAGGCGAUCAGACCAAGCUCGCCAUGAUCAUCGCCAACGCUCAAACUCCGAACGAUCCGAAAGGAUGCCUGCUGCUCGGUUACUACAGUGGAAACGAUGACUACUUCACGCUGAAGGCUAAAAUAGGUUAUGUGUUCCAGCAGGUGUGUGUCUGCCAAUUUGGGCACUCUUAGAACUUAUCUUUUAAGGUGAACGAACUGAACAACCUUACUUACGAAGAAAACGGAACUCCCGUCAGCAGAAAAGUCCGACGAAUUCCGCUGGGCGACUGCAAGUAUCUUUCGUCCCUUUACAACCACCCAGGUCAAGCGUCCAGAUGCCCGUGCUUCUUGUGUAAAAAAUCAUGGACAACACACGGCUCGAACGCAGCUCUUGUUGCAACAUUCAAGUUCGAAGAGUGUGGAGAAGCAAGAACUCUGGAUGAGGUACACGACGAAGCGCUGAUGAAGGUUGAUCCGGCUACGUUGGCACCUCCGACGUUCCACUCAAUUGCGGGUGUCACGAAAACAUACGUGCUUGAUCCCCUCAUUGCGCUCUGCAAUCAGCUUGAUUCAAAGGGUCAGACGUUGCCGAGGAGCCUGAAAGAACAAAGGAAAGUAUUGAAGAAUAGAAAAAGAGGAGGUCAGCAAGUACACUGCUCGCGUUGAUAGUGUUCAGCAAUCGAAGCUGUUGGCCGAGAAAGCAGCAGAAAUUCUCGAAAAAGGCUACAACCACAAGAAGAGGACGUCCGAGUCGAGCGGAAUCUUGCGGAUCAUCAUUUUUGCCUUGUAUCGAAAAAGCAGAAAGAAUACGUUCCAUCCUCUUCAUUCAUUCACGUGCGCCGAUUGUGUGAGGAAAGUUCAUUCGGUUUGCGCUUUCCGAUUCACGGAUGAAGACGAAUUCGAACUUCCCAAUACGACUGCAAAAUGCCUCGACUGCAGCGUUGGAGCCAAUAUGUCACACGACACCCGGAGAACACUUCUCGGACGACUCACUUCCAAAAAUCGAUGCAGAGUUGCAAGAGGAUACUGUCAUUCUUCAGGAAGCCGCCGAAUUAAUGGAAGAGCUCGAGAACAACCUGCAAAAAUCAUCGGGACCUACUCGGAGACGAUUCGAAGAAGCUCUGCGUUCUUUCGGUGUCGACCAAAGAGCGUGGCUCCAGGAGUUCAACGGAAACAGCAUUCGGAACAUUCUCCGCUCAGAGAAUAUUCAGAAACUGCUCGCAGUUUUCCCCCCGAAUCCAUUCAUCACAAAGAUUGGACGCGUCAUGGAGAAUUUGGGGCCAUCUCAUGUCCAGUGCGGACACAUCGGCGAAAAACGGACUCCGAAAUCGAUGAAAUCGAGAGUCACGUCAAUUCUCUCGUUCGGAAUCUUCGCAGUACGAUGCCGCAGGCCGUGGUCACUCCAAAAACUGCACUUGAUUUGUUCGCAUUUGAUCCCAUUCCUCCGAGCGAACAGAUCAUGGGGACGGUUGACCGAGCAGUCGAUUGAGUCACUGCACGCACUGUUCAACUCGCUGAACACUCGAUUUGCUUCCGUCCGCAACGAGAACCUUCAUGCGCAGCUGAUGGUCCAGCAGAUGACUUGUUUCAACGUGAUCUACGAUUCUAAUGUUUCAUUCAACUGAUCUCUUCUUUGUCACAUUCGUAUUUGUUUUCGUAAAAAUGAUUUAUUUUUGAAAAAUCGGUGUUAUCUGUAAACGAAAAAUUACCGUCCAUUACGGGUUUUCAUACCGGAGCGAAUGGCUUAUUUAUGUUGUACAACUGGAGUAUUUUUCUUGUUGCACGUUCUCGAAGUGCAGAGCUCAAUUGGAGUCUUCCUGAAACGUAUUGCGGCGAGAACACAUAAAGCUACAACCCUGACUGACCGCGUUUCGUGUUUUCCGCUGGGAAGUUCCUUGCAGUCCAUGAAUGUACCGAUUUCGCCAAGUUCGCAUCGUCUGAAACGUUUUUUGAGCGUUCUAGAGCCUUUUUGCAAGAGAAAAUGAACUGAAAACAAAACAGAUUAUUUAUUCUCAGAAAAAUCGAGUUUUACAAUAAGAAAAACGAAAAUGCGGCGAGAAAAAUCACGGAUCGCAUAUUGCGCCAGCAAAGGCGAAAAACGCGCCAACCAUUCAAAAAGCGCGUCACCAGUCCCGCGACUCCGCCCAUAUUGUCAGUUCUGGAGACCGUGUAACAGAUCUAAGAAAAAACAAAAUUCGAAUUUGUUCCAAGAAAGUGCGAUGGAGCGCACUUGCAUUGCUAUCUCGAAGUUUCAGGGAUUUUCAGCCGAAAAUCGCUGGAAUAAGGAUUAAAAAAGAGGAACAAAAAUGUGGACAGUAUUUAUUGAACUUUUAAAAUAAAAACAAGUAAUUUUCAAUAACCAAUCACCUACACAAAACACGAGAGAUUAGUGGAACGUCACAAACUGAGCGGGCGAAGUGAUCGAUGUGGAAAAAGUUCAAUUGGCUACCGAUUCUGAUGACGUCGCGGCGGAUAUAAAAGGAUCGAGCGGAACGGUGUAGAGAAACAUGCGGAUCCUUUGGUUAUUCCCCAUUUUCACUUGUGGAACACUUGCGGACACUUUUGAGCUCAUUUUUGUGACAGCGGUACUUACUUUAAACAAAAAAGAGAGUACCGUUCUAUUUUGUGAACUUUUAGCUCUGGAGACAUGGCGAUCGUGCGCCUCAGUACCCUUUCCGAAACGAUAAAAUCACCGAAAGCGACUGGAAUCACAUUGGAACCGGAAUCGGACAAUUGACCUAUGUGAGCACAUUGAAGUUAUCAUGCAAAAGACGUUCCCAGUUGUUCAGGAAGGAGUCAAGCAGCAAAUAGAACUGGGAAAGGCGAUCCGCAAGAGAUACUCUCACUUCCUGCCCCGACAGUUCGAUCCGAACUCGGUAAAGUUCCGAUCAACGAACAGGAAUCGAACGAUUCUCUCUGCAAAGGCCAACUUUCUGGGAAUGUACCCCGACGAGAAGGUGCUACCGAUCACGGUUCCGAGUGAUUAUGCGGCCGAUUGUGUGAACAACGUCAUGUGUAACUGCCGACGAAGGGAUGUGCUGCAGGGGAUCGCAAAGGGUCUCGAGGAGUUCAAGGAUGUGGCAGAGAACUCGGAGGUGAGCACAAGGACCCGGGCUAUUUAGUCAAAAGGGUCGCAUCCGAUCGCAUACUAAGCAGUGUUGAGCGGAAUUCCAGUUCCCAACUUUGCAGACCCAUUCCCUCUUCUCGAAACUCUCCCGACUCACCGGCGAGCCCUCGAUCACCGUCGACAACUUCUGGCGCAUUCCCGACACUCUCCGGUGCGAAAAACGACACCUUCCGCUGCUCCUGAACGCCUCCAACCCCUGGUAUUCUGACGAACUUCUGGAUGAGCUGGAGCACCUGAACACCCGGAUAAAUCGAUUCACUUCGGGGUUGUACACGUCUGGAAUUGCGCGGGAGAUUGCAAAAAUCCGAUCCGGACCGUUGGUUUCAGAGAUUUUCGGAAGAAUGAUCGAGAAGUUGAAUAGUACGGGUUCGGAGUUCAAGUACUACGCCUACUCUUCGGUACAUUAAAAUAACUUUAAAUAUUUUCUCAAAUGCCCUCAUUUUCCAGCACGACAUGACUCUUUUCUCUCUGCUCACGGCACUCGGCCUCCAGAAUGUGACGUCUUCUGAAAUCGGCGGCUGGCCCGCCUACGCAUCCUCCAUUUUCGUCGAACUUUUCAUCCGGUCCUCCGAUAAUUCUGCCCACUUCCGAAUCAUCUACCGUACCGCUGCCACGUCGAUUUUCCAGAAUAUCACACCCCAAAUCCCAAAGUGCCACGGAAAAUUCUACUGUCCAUUGACGGUUUUUGAGAAAAUCCAACAGGAUUUGUCGAUUGGCGGAUUGCCGAUUUCCGAGUUCUGUCAACUCACUUCCGAUCUCAUUCCCUAA
This is a messenger RNA of Caenorhabditis sp. 36 PRJEB53466, 11102 nucleotides long. The record is from the annotation of a GenBank genome assembly. Lineage: Eukaryota; Metazoa; Nematoda; Chromadorea; Rhabditida; Rhabditidae.